GGGUCCUAUGCUAUAUUUCAUGCUGCUUACAUGACACCCAGCACUAAAGAGCGGGAGUUUCGAUCCUGAAGUAAACAAAAUGGCUUCGAGUGAAGAAUUUUUUAGUCGUCUCCGUAAGCUAGCUUCCACCGUCGACAAGGAAACCAAUGAAUUGAAAGAGAAUCUGGAAAAUUCUGAAAAUUCUGCUUACAAUGAAAAUCGUGCCUGCCUACUGCUACGAGAAACUCUUGCAGAAAUUAAAGAUUUGAAGAGAGAAAUCAACACCAAAGUUGAAGAAGUACAGCAAAGAUGUACAUUUGGAAACUUUGUCUCCACUUGUGAGAGACUCAUGACUCAAACAAAGGACCAAACAAAUGAAUUAGAGGCUCACCUUGAAAAGUAUGGAUACAUCAGGCCUAAAGACAAUUUACCUGAUCUGAUCCAAGUUGGCUCAAACCUCCAUGAAGACAGUACAAGUGUUACUAUGACAACAAACCACACCCUUUCAAGCUCUGAACAGUCUGACAACACUGAGGGUGUCCCAUUUGAGAAUGCAUCAGAUAAUGAGCAGGGCACCCCCAUGGAAACAAACCAAUCUGAUCAGAUCGAAAACACAGUAAUAGAAAAUGCUGAAGACCUUCUCAAGACUCCGGAGCCACCAGUGACAUUCACCAAAAUGAUUGAAGUUACUCCACAAAGACCAUUAAUUGGUGCCAAGGAGGAAACUGCACAGGGUGACAUUCAACUUACACCUUGCACAACUCCAGAACCUCCGCAAACAACCACACCCAUGAUAAAUUUACGACUGGCCAUGGAAAGCACAGGCACCCCAAGUAGUGACACUUCAACACCACAGGGUCUGCCACCACAGCCAGUGACUGUUACACCAAUGAUUAAACAUUCAAAUGAAAGAGCCAAGACUCUAACAAGCUCGUCACAAGAAAUGGGAUCCCCUGAUCUACCAGUACCACCCACCAUGGGUACCCCAGGGCUCAAGACAAUUGUUACUGCUGGAAAAGAAUCUCCCAUUGCUGUGGCUGAGUUGUCUUUUAAUUUGGACAGCCUGCCACCUCCCCCUGACAUCAAGUCUGUUCAGAUUCUAAAACCAGAUGACAUUGUGGUACCUCAAGCUGCCUGUAUGGCAGAUUACAGUCAACAUACCCAGCAUGUGUUUGUACAACCUCUCAAUGAACAAGAGUAUAACAUUAUACCAGUUUAUGUGGCCAACCAAUUUAGCCUGGAAUGCAUUAAUCAACAUCUCCAGACAAUUAAUGCAUUCUUAGCAAGCAAUAGUCAAGAUCAGUCUGAAGCGAGUUCUAUUCUUGAGCAGGAUCUUAGAGACCUUCUGAGCUUGGGAGCAGCUACAAAAGCAUUCAUGUUGGCCUUGGUAAAGACAGGGAGGUUAAAAGUAGCUGGAAAGAGCAUAAUGUUCUUGAACUCUGCAUAAAGAACUCAAAAUAACAGAUGCAUUGUCUUACUAAAAUAGCAACAAUGGACUAGCAUUUCAUAUGUUGUUCUUAGCUUACCUUCUUUCUUCCAUGCAAUAAGGAAGGAAAAUGAAGAAAGAAAGAAGGGUCAGCACUAAGCCUUCAUUGGCCUGGUCUUUAAACAUAAAAUAAUGGUGUUGCAAGUUCAAGUACAGGUUUGUUUUCAAUUUUUUAAGGGAGCCAGGGCUUGAGAUUAACAUUUAUGUAGAGUACCAUAGGCAAUUACUUUCGGGUUAGUGAGAUUCAGAUUUGCCUAGCAGGUUUAAUAUUUCUACUAGCCUCAGCUAUUCUUGUAACAU
Molecule: messenger RNA, 1765 nt
Organism: Orbicella faveolata
Lineage: Eukaryota; Metazoa; Cnidaria; Anthozoa; Scleractinia; Merulinidae
Biological process (GO): chromosome segregation; mitotic cell cycle
Cellular component (GO): spindle microtubule; outer kinetochore; kinetochore
Source: RefSeq, a predicted model, not a curated record